CUCUGCUGUGUACUGAACGUCGCGAUACCACGCAGUAGGAGCAGCUCGUUUCGGAGUUUACAAUUAAACUGUGUAUUUUAUUGUGUGUGAUAAUGUGAUGUGUGUUUGAAAGAGGAUUUUUUGUUUUUGUGUUUGAAGUCUUAUGAACAAUCACCGUGGCCAUGUCGGCGGUGAUGAGCACGCUCUCGAUGAUCAGUGGCGGCCGCCGGGCUCAUAGGAAACUUGCAAGCAGCCGCAAAUCGGGGCAGUACUCCGACGUCGGCGAGGACCGCACGCGCCACCAUGACCUCAGCAAGCAGCAGCGAUCUGCCUCUAUGCAAACGCUGGAGACGGGAGGGGUCGUUAACCUGGAGAAUCUGGAAGCCAAGAUGGCAAGUAUAGAGGUGUCGUUGGGCGCAUCGAGGCGAAAAAGCGCGGGCGCGCGCGACGCGGCCCGCGAGCUUGAAGCGCUGAAAGGGGCAAUCGCGGACAAGGAUACCUUGAUACAGAAUUUAAAGAAGCAAUUAAGCGCUUCACUCAGCGCAGCGCGUUUAGCAGCUCAAGCGGCAUCACCGAAACCUGGCAGAGGCUCAAGGGAGGAGAGUCCUGCAGCGUUGUCAGCAGAUGAAAGGCGCGCGCUGGAAGAGCGGGCGACUGCUGUGCGCGCGGAGUUGGACACCAGGCGCGCCAACAUUCAGGAAUUGAGGAGGAGACUAGAGAAGACGCAUGUCACAGAUAACAUCGACACGCGCAUCGAGCAAGCCGAGCUGCAGUACCAAGUGGGGCGGGAGGAGCUGGAGCUGCUGACGCUGGGCGAGCAGGCGCGCGCGCUGGCGCUGCUCAUCGAGCAGGCGGACGCGGCGCGCCACCAGCGGCUCACCCUGUACAGCACUGUACGCGAAUGUGGUGGGUCUGGCACAAUCGUGUGUGCGGAGGCGCGCGAGGGCUCGUGGGGCGCGUCCCCGCGGGGCUCCGGGGUCACUCUGGAGUGGAGCAACCAUCCUGCUCUGAAACCUGGUGAUAGACUAGUAGAAGUGAACGGCACGAACGUGAUGCACUGCAACCUGGAGGACCUCCGGCGCGCCAGCUCGGCCGGCUCGCCCGCGCGGCUCGUCGUCAUACGCGGCCUUGCGCCGACACAGCCGUUCACACAGAACGAAGCAGCCACAUUGCGAACAGAACUGGAAGCGCUGAAGAGCUCUGCAGAGGAAGCGGAGAAAGCGAAGGAGGGGCUGCGCACCGACAACACGCGCCUCACGCACCGGAUCUCCUACCUCGAGGAGCAGGUCGCAGAGCUGCUGGCGAGACAUACGCAGUUACGCCCGUCAAGCAGCAACGAAAGCUGCAUUACAGUGAACAAAACAAAGAAAAAUGUCACCAACAUUAACAUAACAAGUGAGCCUCAACCUAAACAGAGCCCCAAGUCAGAGGUGCAAGUAUUUCAAAAAGGACCAGACAUAACGGCGAUUGUAGCCAAACUACCCGGAUUGGACGGUGCUGAAGCUAAUCUACCAGUAAUUCGGCCGAGAUCUAAUGCAUCUGGGGCUUCUUCACGAAUGGCUCCAUCUCCACGAACAUCACCACCUCCUCACCACAGAUCGCACAGUUCUCACAGCCUGGAACACCGAGCAGGCAGAAUGAGGCACUCCUUAUCCCAUCAUUGUAUUCACGGCGGCAUGGACUACAGCGCAGAAACAGACGCAGCCAUCCGGAUGAUAGAACGCAACCAAAGACAUAUGGAAAAACAGAGGUUGAAAAAUGAAAAACUAAAUAGGACAAAAACAGAAGAACAUUUCAGAUCCGACAGUGAUCUUGAUAGAAAGUCAUCGAGUUCAUGUGACCCGCGGCAAGAUAUAAAGAAAGCCGCAGAACGAAUAGAAGAAAGUAUCAAAAAGACCAACUGGGCCGAAAGGAAAACUCUAUCGAUCAUUGAGCAGCUCAAACGCUCACAACGCAUGCGGAAAUUAAAAAAGAACGACAGCUCUGAAGAUAUUCAAGUAGAUAAUACAUACAUGUACAGUAAGAUCGAUGGGAAAGUUUUGGAAAAUGCGCACAAAUCGAGUAGAAGAACAUCCAAGCUUUAUUCUCGAAGUGCAAAAUCAUCUGAAUUUGAAUCAGAAUCUGAUUUCCCUAAUGAUAUUUAUAGUAGUUCGCCACGGUUGGAUUACGGGUCUGAAAGUUGUUCGAGGUUAAGUCAUUACAAAAAGAAUGAAGAAAGAAGAGACGAUCCCAAACGACCGACACCUCCCCGCAAACCGUUGCGGCUGUCACUUCACAAAGCGAAAAGCGCCCACUCAUUAAUGAACGGAAGCGAAACAGAACAGAGCAGACCUCCUUCAGAAGCUCAAGAAUCGGUCAAACGACCAGUAAAGAGAACUCACGGGGCUGAUAAGAGUAGAGAGAGAAUACGGGACGGUGGAAGAGCUACUCCGCGGCCUUCCCGGAAAGUUUUAAAUGGUUUUAGCGCGUGUGAGACGCCGGCAGCUGAUGACUUGUACCCGGACACGCACGUCCCGGUCCGAGUCAACGGAAUGGUUCGAGCUGGCAAAUGGUGCUAGCAUGUACUGAACUUGAAAUUGUGCAAUUUCUUCCACCUGUAUGUUAUGUGUAUUGUGUAGGAGUUAGACAAUGAUUUGAGGCUAUUUCUUUCCAGUGAAUUUCUGUUCAUAUUUACGAUAGUGCACCCACCGUUAAUACUCACCAAUAAUUGUAUUUAUUUAGUGAAUAAACCAUUUUAUAAAA
Molecule: messenger RNA, 2721 nt
Organism: Colias croceus (clouded yellow)
Lineage: Eukaryota; Metazoa; Arthropoda; Insecta; Lepidoptera; Pieridae
Gene: sprt
Exons: 11
Coding region: 162-2537 (791 amino acids)
Molecular function (GO): protein binding
Source: RefSeq, a predicted model, not a curated record